AUGGAAUACCUUGGAACCAUGAGCGUGACAGAGACAGGGAAAUCCUGCCUUACGUGGGAUUCCAAGCAAGUGGCUUCUUCCUACGAAUCCAUACCUGCAGGGUUCACUGAGAUCUUGUUCUUCGAGGAGCACUUCCUAAACCAAGACCCAUCCUUCCAUGAGAACUACUGCCGAAACCCAACGGGGUUGGAGAAACCCUGGUGCUUUGUGAAUGAUAAUGACUUGCAGAUGGAGUUUUGCUGGAUUCCUCAAUGCAAUGAUUUCAGCGUACCGGAGUGCAAGUUGACCCAGAAGGGAGGGGAAUACAUGGGCACGAAGGACAAGACCAUUUCAGGCUUUCAUUGCAUUCCGUGGCUCGAUCAUGACAGCAGUGUCGUGGACAGGAUCCGUGGGAGCCGAAAAGGCUCCCUCCCAGAUGAGCUCACUGGGAGCCACAAUUUCUGUCGAAACCCGAAUGGGUAUCCGGGUGGUCCUUGGUGCAAUGUUCGAGAUUCUGGAAGGCCAAAUCUGAAGUGCGAAUAUUGCGAUGUGCCCUUCUGCGAUUUCCACGAUUCGAAAAGAACCAGGGAGUCUCAAGACCAACACUUGUCAAGUGAACCAGCCAAAGAAACUCGGGACCACAGCAACUUCUGCCGGAAUUAUGGCCCGAGGCUUCGGCCCUGGUGUCUGGUAACCGUUGAGGAUGCCACCUGGGAGUACUGUCGCAUCCCGCUCUGCCGUGGUCCGAAAGAGCCGGCGGAAUGCCAACAAACGAAGCAUGGACGAGAAUACUCAGGGUUGAAGAAUGUGACGCGGUCAGGGAAGAAGUGCCAACCCUGGCUGAGCCAAACGCCAAACGAGCAUUCGACCAUACUUUACCUGCCGGCAUUCCCCGAUCCUGGCCUGGACAGUCGUCACAACUACUGUCGGAAUCCUGAUGUCGUAAAGGAGGGACCUUGGUGUUACAACGGAGAGGGUACCAAUCCCGAAUGGGAAUAUUGCGAUAUUCAACUUUGCUAG
Molecule: messenger RNA, 999 nt
Organism: Darwinula stevensoni
Lineage: Eukaryota; Metazoa; Arthropoda; Ostracoda; Podocopida; Darwinulidae
Source: the annotation of a GenBank genome assembly